AUGGAAUCCCAGAGGUUGCACUCACAGUUAAAUUACCUGAAUGCUGAAAUUGCUCAGUCAAAGUCACUGAUAUCCCAGGAGCAAACUGCAUUAAGAAAAGAGUUAGAACAGAUUAGAAAAGUCAAGGACAAUCCAUCUAUUGGUCUUGAAAAAAGAAAGCUUCUUCGAAAAAAUUUUUCCAGCAGAAGUCAAACUUUUAGUCAUAGCUUAUCCUUGGAAACGCAAGCUAUGCAGUCAAGGUUCCGCUCAUUAUCAACCGGCCAAGCCCCCAAGCGGAGCUCUCAGCUUAACCCACUUAGUAUACGACGCAGGAGUAAGAGCACUACUUGUCCACCACUUCGUGUAGGAGUGGAUGAGUUGUCAGGGGCGUUUUACGCCAUGAACAGUGUUGAAGGUAAUGGCCAACAAGGUGAUGCCAGAUGGCAAAAGAAGCGAAGUUUCAGCACGAGUACCCAAGCUCAAAUUUCGGAAUUAGAAACAGGUGCCAACACAAAAACUAACGGAAUUACUGACACCGAAAGAGCUGAUUCUGAGGUGUUAACCGAUACAAAGACUCUGAAGUGGGAGAGAUCCAAUAGGUUGGAAAACACCAAAAACUGUAAUCUCGAACGUGGCGGCCCUCGGCUAAUUCCCAUAGAUUUCAGGCAUGAAAGGGGCAGCAAUGCUCCGGGAAAGCUCCUCCCAACUCGAAGAGUACGAAGUUACAGCACAAAUAGCACACCCAUCAUUUCAGAAGGAAAAGUGGUUGGCCUAAGCGGCAAAACAACUACAGUUCCUCUGCAGUGUGUUGAUGCAGCAAGACAGAGACCAAGAUGUUGGAACACAUCUUGUAUCUCCAAGACGAUCGAAGAGAGAAGGUUGGGUGUGCUUCUUGACAGCCCUGUUAUGAAAACAGAACGUCGACAGAGUACUCCCAUUCCGGUGAACAGAAGGCCAAGAAGUCUUAGCACCAAUUGCCCUCCCGUGAUUUUAGAGCGGAGAGGAACUACGCAAAACAACAAUUGUUUGGAGCCAUUCGAAGGUAAUGAAGGAAACUUGCCAAGCUUCGAAAAUAAGGAGAAAACUAUUUCCAAAGAGCAAGUCCAAAACAGUGCAGCGCUUCCGGAAACAACAAAUGGCUACAAUAACACUCCGAGCAGCUUACAUCCUCUAUAG
Messenger RNA from Porites evermanni, 1155 nucleotides. The record is from the annotation of a GenBank genome assembly. NCBI's taxonomy places the organism in Eukaryota, Metazoa, Cnidaria, Anthozoa, Scleractinia, Poritidae.